CACUGCCAAACCUACAGAGCAAAUUUUUUGAUAAGUAUUAUUGGAAUUUAUUUUAAAUUAUUUUCAUUCAUUAUCUGUUGAAAUGGACACUAUUAGUUUAAAAAAUAAAAAUUAUCGUAGGAUCAUUUAAAUGAAUGUGUAGACAAUGGUAAAGGCAAAAUUUGCACAACAAAUGGUCUUACAUUUAUUUUUAAAUUUUAUUUUGCAAUUUGCACAGAAGUAAAAAUGAUAUAUUUUGUUUUGUAAAAAGUUUCAGAUUUUUUAAAAUCAUAGCCUUUUUUCAAGUUCUAUGAAUAUUAAUUAUUUAUCCUUGCACUGUUGCAAAAUACACACAGGCUUUAUACUUAAUACAACUGUUAACAUUGAAUAAAAGAUAAGAAAUUGAUCCGCUCCGCGCUCGCUCUCUUCCGCGUCGCGCACGCCGCCACGCAUUCGGGGGGCUCGGCGGACAUUAUUCCCACGAUCCAUCACGCUCACUCUCCAACUCCUCUCUCCAGGACACACUUGAUUAUUGCUUCUCUGCUUCUGAGUUCUCCUUGAUGGUGUUUCGCAUUUCUGCGUUCGGUUCACUUGCUAACUUAACUUCUGUGCUCUUUGAUAUCUCCGUGAUCUCUGAAGAUUUCACUGAUGUUUCGCCUGUUUUCCUUGUAGAGCUGAUUUCCGCAAUCUGAACUUAAUUCAGUCACCUUUAAGCUGAAUCUGCUAAUAUUUGGUAAUGAGGCUCAAAAUCUGCGUUGACUUGCAUUUUCUUGUUGAUUUAACUUCGGGCCGCUUCUGUUGAAGAAGCUCUCUGGUGUUAGAAAAUUUUACAAGAUUUCUAAAAUCUUGCUGCUGAAGUUCUUUUGACGAUCUUAGUUUGUUGAUAAUUCUCUGACUUGCUCUGUGACUUGAAAUUUCAUCUUGGAACUUUGAAGAUAUCUGCAUUUGAGGGCCUGCAGUCCCUUUAACGCUCAAUCUCAAAGACUUCUGCUUUGAAUUUUAUUCGAUGAUUCUAUCAGCAGAGCACAACUCAGUAGAUCUUGAAGGUCUUGAAGCUGAAGAUCUUGAAAGCUUCACGGUGUGAUUUCUCUCUCUGGGACUUAGAAUUUCUCUUGAAGUUAAGUGGGUGGUGUAUUUUUCUUGUCUGAGUGAGGUUCAUUUAAAGCUGGAGUAAUCCCACUUCUGACACCACUUGAUCCGUGUCAGAAGUGCUUCAAAAGUCAGCUUGAUUUGCUGACUGAUGAUCGCGAGAAGUUUUUUCAAAUCCCACUUCUGACACCACUUGAUCCGUGUCAGAAGUGCUUCAAAAGUCAGCUCAGGCUGAGGGGAUGCUCGUGGGCAGCUCUGCUUCAAAUCCCACUUCUGACACCACUUGAUCCGCUCCGCGCUCGCUCUCUUCCGCGUCGCGCACGCCGCCACGCAUUCGGGGGGCUCGGCGGACAUUAUUCCCACGAUCCAUCACGCUCACUCUCCAACUCCUCUCUCCAGGACACACUUGUCAGGAUGGUCCGGAGACUCUGGCUGAACUCUAGGCGCGUUGGGCCGGCUCUAUCCCCCGGCGGGACGGAGUUCUCCGGCCGCUGGAUUCGCAAAAGCUGCACGCAGAAUUUUCUAAGUCCCGCUGCGCUUUAUUUGCUGCUUCAACUGCCAACAGCUCACUCCUUUUGGGGCGCCGAUCUCUCCGCUGCUCUAUCUGCCGCCGGAGAAGAUCUGGAGGCUCUUUUGCACCUCCCAAUGAGGCGGCUUUUCUUCUCGACGAGCAGGGAAGAUCUGCGGUGCUCCCACGCUGGAUGCUCUCGAAGCUCGAAGUUCCCCGGUGACUCUAUCUCUCUGCAAGGCUGAUUCUGCUCUGCGGCGAUUUGGCUCCUCCCUCUGGCUGCAGGAUCCGCUGCUUGGAUAGAAACAUUAUUGCAUCGGGAUUUAACUAACGUAACGCGUGGCUCCAUAAACCGUGCACAGGUUUACAGAGCCAGCGUUUGCUGCAGCCAGACUGAGCAGGGAAACCGGCAUAGCCUCCGGCCGCCCUCCUCAGCCUGACCCGCAGGUCAGCCUGGUGGCAGCCCUUGCGGGCCGCCGGGGGUCUCCGCUCCCCACUCCCGGAGGAGCCGGAGCAAAGAGUGCGCCGCUUACCGAGCGGCUCGGGUUUUUAUAUCAUUUCCUCUCAUUUGCAUAUAUCGACGAUCUUGGGAAAUCGGAGACCCCAAACUCCACCUUUCUUCUAGAAGGUUCUCGAACUUUCCAAUGCUUAAGGUAUAGGAUAUGAUCACACUCCCCUCUUGCCGCACUCUGAUUGGCCGCCCAAACUCCAGGGGGCUGGCCGAAGCCGCAGCGCCCGCGACACGUCGCCACUCGCCUGCAUAAGAAAGGCCAGGGUAAAAAUCAGCGGAACUAACUUUCUCUUCCCACUCCUUCUCUCUUGCUGCUGGCGCCGGCGCACAGAGCGCCCCUCUUCCGCUGCAGCCAACACAUCAGCUGGGCACGAAAACAAAGCUAAAUCCUCGGCAAACAAAAUCGCGGCUCUGCUGACAAAUAAAUAAAAUGCUCAAGCGAGGAACAACAAUAAACAAUAAAGAUGGUGAAUCAAAAUAAAUUAUCAUCACAUUGAAAUAUUUACAUAAGCUCAAAAAAAUUUUUUUGUUAAAUAUUGACAAAAACCCAAAGGCCAAUGACCCGUCUCUACAAUAAGAUAAUUUGGUUGCAUCUAUGUUUGAGAAUGUUGCACCCACCAUUAUCCUAGGCCAGUGCAGCUUUACACUGAAACUUCUCACUUCACUUUCCCUCUCAUAGCAACAAGGCCUUUUUAUCUCUCUCCUACCAUUCGCGCGCAGAGGGGGAAUUGGUUGUAGCUAGCAAGGCAGCGAGUUUCUCGUGGCCUUGUCUGCUCCUCGCGGACAGUGAGUGCCUUUUAAAUAGUUCGAUCAACACCCAGAAUUUGACCGGCCGUUCUCCGAAUUAGCGACAAUGUCUCGCUCUGUUUUGCCCCUAAUCGAGUGACAUGCAUUCUUCAUUGGCAGAUGCACUCAAGGAUUUUCGGUCUUUCUCAUUUCUAAAGGUGCAGACAAAACGAGAAGCAGAGCUUGAGCGCCUCCUCGAAGUAACGUGCCUGCUUUAAAAAUAGCCGGAUUGGAGCGUUUGGGCGCAACAACGAAAAAAAUACAACUUCGCGUCCAACAAUGGAGUGGCUCCGAAAUAAGAGAAGACAAAGAAAUGCGGGCGUCUACAAAACGGCCGAUUUGGAAACGCCGAUGGAGCGGCGGCGGCGAUGGUGGUCGGUGCGCAUCGUGUAUUUCACUAUGUUCAUCAUGACCCUUGGAUUCAGUAUCGUCAUCACAGGCGUCUGGCCAUUUUUGGACAAACUGGAUCCUCACGCGGGGAAAGGUUUUUACGGCUAUGUAGUUGCAGCAAACCCCUUGGGUCAAAUGAUAUUUUCGCCUUUGUUUGGAUACUGGUGCAAUAAAAUUGGCUCCGUUCGAAUCCCUAUGCUUACAUCACUGGCCAUGUUCACACUUUCAACCUCGGCGUAUUCCCUACUGGAACUGUUCCCCAGUAAGCACAUCAAAUAUUGGAUGCUGGCAUCCAGAUUUCUUGUAGGCGCUAGCUCAGCAAAUAUUGCUGUUGUUCGUUCUUACCUGUCUUCAGCCACUACCUUUCGGGAAAGGACGGGCGCCGUUAGUAUGCUUUCUCUUGCGCAAGUCCUUGGUUUCAUUUUAGGGCCAGCGAUCCAAACUGCUGUCAGUCCUCUUGGAGACAAAGGCAUCCCCUUUUUUGGGGGUCAAGUACAUCUCAACAUGUACACCGCGGCAGGUUGGGUCAAUGUUCUUCUGGCAGCAAUUAACUUCAUUCUUUUCCUGCCGUGCUGUUUCCAAGAACAGCCAAUCGCCGCCAAAGAAGCGCAGAAAAAGCAAGGAACUGCUUCAGAGGAGGAUACUUGGAAAAGCUUAAAUCUUGAUUAUACCGCAGUGUGGAGCUUAGUUCUUGGCUUUUUCAUUUUGUCUUUCAAUUUUGUUUUGCUUGAAACGCUUGCAAUGCCUUUAGUCAUGGACCAAUUUGCGUGGACUAAGGAAGAGUCAAUCAAGUACAUGGGCAGUCUGAUGACGGCCGGAGCUGUGGUGGCACUAGUCACGUUCACUACACUGAAACCUCUCACCAAAAGGUUUGAUGAGCGAUCUAUAAUGCUGUAUGGUGGGUUUUUUCUUAUGGUGGUAGGUCGAAUUUUGCACAUUCCUUGGGGAGAUGCGCCUCCGCCUUUAAAAACUGAAGCAAUGAUUGCAAAUGCCAACAAUCAAGAAGUAGUAGGCUGUCCAGUCGAUGAGCAGCCUUGGUGCGCGUUCACGCCUGCAAUGACCAUUACUCAACUUUUUCUGGGUUAUUUCUUCACGUCAGUAGGAUAUCCAAUUGGAAUAACUGUGAUACAAACUCUAUUUUCAAAAAUUCUCGGCCCUAGACCACAGGGUGUUUGGCAAGGAGUGAUGACCGGAUCAGGUUGUGCCUCCAGAGUCCUGGGGCCGGUCUUCCUGAGUUAUAUUUAUGUGAAAUUAGGCACAGUGUGGACUUUUUCACUUACGACCGUGAUGAUGGCUUUGUGUUGUUUGUGGAUGCGACUGAUUUACAGCCGACUUGUGCCUCCACAGCCUACCAACACCCCCAUCCCUUUAAUAAGUUCCGCACAGCCACCAAGAGUGAUUGUCUUAAACGGGUCGACAGCCAACCGUGCGGAGGAAAAAGACGGAAAAGCUGCCGAGGAGUUGCAGGCGCUCCAGUGACUAAAAUAAAAAGACUUGUUUUUUCCAUGGGGAAAAAAAGCUAGAUUUUGUAUGACGGUUAUUUUUAAGAAAGAUUUCUUUGUUAUUAUGUGAUGAAUAAAUAGCAAUAAAUAAGAUUUUUUAGCCUCCGAGGAUAUUUG
This is a messenger RNA of Neocloeon triangulifer, 4882 nucleotides long. Its product is annotated as major facilitator superfamily domain-containing protein 8-like. Gene Ontology annotation, cellular component: lysosomal membrane. The transcript has 10 exons. Bases 3153 to 4742 code for a protein of 529 amino acids. Gene Ontology annotation, molecular function: transmembrane transporter activity. Gene Ontology annotation, biological process: transmembrane transport. Lineage: Eukaryota; Metazoa; Arthropoda; Insecta; Ephemeroptera; Baetidae. The record is from RefSeq and is a predicted model, not a curated record.